AUGCCAUACUAUGUAUAAAUAUAAAUAUAUAAAUUUACAAGAAUCAUUUUACUAUAUUUGAAGAUGGCAUUUGUCUCGUCUAAUAUAUAAACAGAUAUCUGAUCAGGAGAAGUGAAGAGCAAUUAGUUCAAUUUAGGUGGAUGACUUGUAGUAGAACUUUUGACUUCCUAAAGUUCUCUAAUUUGAAGUGUAGACCAAGAUUAUUAUAAUUGAUAUGAUGAAUAUAGAUUGAUGUUAGUCUUGCAUAAUAUGUUGAAGAUACUAGAUUUUUAAAAGAAUAGAUUCGAAUGAAUCACAGAAUUAAUAUUAUAGAGUUGGCAUUUCCUAGAAUUAAUACUGUCAAAAGUAUAGGUAAGAUUUUAGAUAGCUGGAUUUAUUAAAAUAGCCAAAUCUGAUUGAAAGUAUUAGCACCCACUGGUCUCAAAAAUUUAGAUUAAUUACUUAUGGCUUGGGCUGGGACUUAUAAUAUUUCCGCCCUAAAUCUGAUACAAGUUGCGAAAGAUAAUAAAAUGGUUUAAAUUAUCGUGCUCCCCUGCUAUUGGAUAAACGUAGAGGACUGUGUCACCUGAAGAUUUCAGGCAUAUUGUUGAUCAGUCUUUCUGGCUGAAAGAUAUAAAUAAGAAAUUGCAUAUUGAGGUAUUUAGGUGUUGGAUUACUUAAAGAAACAUCAGAAACUUUAGAUAACUCAACUCUUAAAUAGUAUAAUAUUGCUGCCCUUCAAAAAUAAGAGCAAAAUGUUAUAAAUGUAUUCUCACAGUUUCUCCAUUAAUGUACAAGGAGAAUUCACUUCAACGAUUUUGCUAUGAAAACUCACGCAUAAGAAUAUGAUUUUGGGUUUAAUGGAUAUGAAGAUAAAAAUUUCAAAAUUGGCAUCCAACUAAAUUUUAAUCUGAAACUGAAAUCCAAUAUUUAAUGGAAAAUGGAGUUUGGUAACUACUGA
Paramecium octaurelia is the source of this 940-nucleotide messenger RNA. NCBI's taxonomy places the organism in Eukaryota, Ciliophora, Oligohymenophorea, Peniculida, Parameciidae. The record is from the annotation of a GenBank genome assembly.